Molecule: messenger RNA, 2776 nt
Organism: Bombus impatiens (common eastern bumble bee)
Lineage: Eukaryota; Metazoa; Arthropoda; Insecta; Hymenoptera; Apidae
Product: zinc finger protein 776-like
Exons: 2
Coding region: 136-432 (98 amino acids)
Biological process (GO): regulation of transcription by RNA polymerase II
Cellular component (GO): nucleus
Molecular function (GO): DNA-binding transcription factor activity, RNA polymerase II-specific; RNA polymerase II cis-regulatory region sequence-specific DNA binding
Source: RefSeq, a predicted model, not a curated record
AGGAAAUCACGCGAAUGUUCGCGAUACUUGCAGCUACUCUUGCUCGCGUUGUGGAAACGCUUACACGAGGCCUCACUCCUUGAACAGGCACAUUAGAUUCGAGUGCGGUGUCGAGCCGCAAUUCGAGUGUCCCAUAUGUCACAAGAAGUCGAAACACAAGCACAACUUGCUUCUUCAUAUGAGAACUCAUCAGAAACCUUAAUUUGGAAGAUGCUGAAGGAUUUGGAAGAUGGGCCACCGUUUUUGUGUCCGAAAUGCGGUCGUACUUAUUCCCACAAGUGCAACCUAACCAGGCAUUUACGGCUGGAAUGCGGCGUUGGGCCAAGAUUUCAAUGCGCCUGGUGUAAGAAGCGAUUCAAGCAUCGACAUCACCUGCGGGAUCAUCAGAGGAUCCACCUCUAUUCGAAUUGCACGUUUGAAUUGCGAAAUUGAAAUAGUACUCUCCCUAUAAUCUAUACGCUUGCUUGUCUUUUUAUAUUUCACGCGAUAGUCUGAUUAUUCGAUUAUUUAUUUAUUUAUUUAUUCGUAUCGGGUUGGCAACUAAGUGAUUGCGGAUUCUGUCAUUAGCCGAUAUCGACAAAAUCCGCAAUCACUUAGUUGCCAACCCGAUAUAUCGUUUAUUUAUCUGUUUUGUUUAUGAAAUCGUUCGUUCGUUUGUUCGACUAUUUCUUAGUUUAAAGGAGACAUAUCGUUGCAAUAUUUUUAUUCGAAUUGUUUGAGAUAUUUUUUUAAGGUGCAACAUGUACAAGUUACCCAAAUGCAAUAUUUUCUCGUUAACAGUCCUGUUAACACGUGACUCGUAACGUUAUGCCUUAAAGCGUUAUUUUGUAAGUUCUGCCGUGCAAUGCUACUUGUAAUUGUUUUACGCCUCAUUGAGAUUGCAAUAUUGCGGAGGAAAAGAGGAAGAAAUUUUUCGUAAAAUUAUUAAUUAACCCUCUGCACUCCUAUAUCGAGUGUGACUCGAUAUCAGUUUUUAUCUGAGAAGCUACUUUGUCGAGUUCCACUGGACAUUCUUUCGUGUCCACGUUUCUUUAAUGAAACGUGAUAAUGAAAACCAGGUUUGCUUCCUGGAAAUUGUUUCAAGAUAUAUUAUAUACUUAAAAAUUACAAAAUAUAGCAAUAGUGUGAAUAAAAGUGGUAUUUAAGUGAAUUUGUUUCUUCCUUCGUUUAUUUAAAUUGUCUUAUUUUUUUAGUUAAAGUAAAUUUCAAAUAAAGCGCUUAAAAGCGUUACCAACUGCUGCUAACGAAAGUGAAAUAAAAUUCGGAGUGCAGAGGGUUACAGGUACACGGGGCAUUUAACAGAAAUAAGGAAACUGAGAAACAGAACGGUUAUCCAUCGGUAUGAUUCGAGAAUUAAAUAUGAAAUUCAUUUGUCACAGUAAAUUAUUAAGGAAAUAAUGCCAUUUUAAAGAGUGUUCAAUACGAAAAUAUAUUAUUUUUAUGCGCAUCGUGUGUAUAAAUAGCUCAAGUACUUAAACUAACAAUGACUUGGAAUCAUCCGACUUGGCAUUAAACGAUUGGAUAUUCGAAAAUUAUCCUGUUAAAUAUUCAACGGUAUCUAAGAAACGCAAAGUUAUUUAUUCAAAGUUACAGUACUUUUGAUGUUUGUGAUCGGUGUGAUUGUCAAGUCUGUGCCAAAAAAGAGAUAUUAAUAUAGUAUUUGCUAGCGUGUAAGUCGUAACUGUACACUAAACGUAGACGAGAUAAAUAUAUUUGCACAGAGAGAGACUGGAAUAUUACGCGUAUAGAGGAAGAGCCAGGUGGCCCUAAACGAAUCCGUCUCAAGUUUUUGUAAUUUGGUGCUUCUUGCGUAUUAGCUUAUAGAUCACCGAACUAUGCGAACGGAAAGGUGUUUCGGAAAACAAUUGCAAAUACCUCUUAACCGUGCCAAAGAUACGCCCCCUAGUUUUUAUGUUUUAUGAAAGAUCCACGGGAAAUGACAGAAGAUGGUAUCUUGAUAUCACUGUCGUUAAAUCAUAAGAUGAUAUUCGAAGAUGUAUUUUCAUUGAAAGAAAAGAAUGUAGCGAUUUUACGGAGUAACGAUAUUGCGAUCGUGCAAUAUAAUAAAAUAUCAUUUAGCCACGUCGAAGAAGUAUAGCGUUGAAAAAAAACAAGUUCGUAACAGUUUGGCGAUUAAAGCGAUUAUAACACGCCGUACGAAACGUAUCUGUUGGUAAACGCUUCUUUUAUAAUACGCGUACGAAGGAAAGAAAAAAACAUAACUAUUUUAUCGUAAUAUGAUAAUAUAGAAAUUGCUUACUUUCUGAAUACCGAGUGGGAAAACGAUACCACUUGUGUGAGAGCUUCCGAAGGUCUGAUCGCGGCGAUACUAACACUACAAGUACAAGAUUACGCAAGUCCUCAAAGUAUCUAUUCGCGAAAGUUUUCUUGAUGAUGUUACUUUAAUGAAUUUCCAAGGAAUGAUAAAAAAAAAACAGUGUUUUUUACCGUAGUAUCGUUGUAAUAGUAUCGACGAUUCUGUUGAAACUAACAAUAAGCCAGGUCUUACAGUUCCUUUAUUGUCCGAUGUACGAACACGAAGCUACGUACUAUCUACUUAUAGUUAAGGAAAGAAGAAGAAUUUACGAAAUGUUAGAACAAAGACAAUCCUGUUGUCUUUUAUAGAGGCAAACGGAAGCAGCAUAGUUAUCGAAUAUAUCGCGUACCUAUACUUUCUUUCGGUCACUCAACAACAGCACGAAACAAACGAAUUGCGUUUAUUUAAACCAAGAUCCCUGUACCUUUGCGAACGAAAUAAAUUUACUUUUUACAAAAA